Molecule: messenger RNA, 243 nt
Organism: Ostertagia ostertagi
Lineage: Eukaryota; Metazoa; Nematoda; Chromadorea; Rhabditida; Trichostrongylidae
Source: the annotation of a GenBank genome assembly
AUGGCGGAGUGUCAUUGGCUGUCAUCAGUUCAUCGAAUUUCGAUAUGUUCUUCUACGUUGUCUGCGCACUUUUCCUGCUCAACGCCUUCACGACUGAGGCGCAACCCCAAGAAGUGCCAUGUGAAGGAUCAAGGAGGAGAGAUGUUCUGUCUCGGCCCAAAGCACGCCGGCCAAUGCAGCAGUCCGGACUUCGCCCCAAUUGCCCACCAGUUCUGCGCCAAAACGUGUGGUCUUUGUCAGUGA